Messenger RNA from Aspergillus eucalypticola CBS 122712, 1057 nucleotides. RefSeq lists its product as uncharacterized. Gene Ontology annotation, cellular component: MIS12/MIND type complex; kinetochore. The record is from RefSeq and is a predicted model, not a curated record. NCBI's taxonomy places the organism in Eukaryota, Fungi, Ascomycota, Eurotiomycetes, Eurotiales, Aspergillaceae. The coding region runs from base 107 to 964 and encodes 285 amino acids. Gene Ontology annotation, biological process: mitotic sister chromatid segregation. The transcript is spliced from 2 exons.
GUGAUUCCCCUCCCUCCUCACCCACUAUUCCUCCCCGCCAGCACCACAACCAACACCCCAAAUCACAAUUAGAAUAAGAUAAAGAGGAAUAAAAGAAAAUAAAAAGAUGUCCACCGACCACCACCGCAAAAUCGAACUCCAAUCCCCAGCAGACUUCACCUACCUAUACGCCAACACCGUCGCGCUCUCACGAGCAAAACUCGACCUCCACCUGCCUCCGUCCGCGAACCCCAACGAUGGACCGGAUCCCAUGCGCGAGCGCGUACGAGAAUUAGUCGAUGAGUAUAUAAACCGCACCUUCAACUCCGCCUCCCCCUCCAUUAGCAUCAAUGGGCUCGACUCCACGUCGCCCGAAUGGCCCUUCCCAGCAGCCUUCACAGCCCCCACAGAACAAGUGGAAUACGAAGCGUACGACGGGAAACUAGCAUCGCGGGUCACAUCGCUGUAUGCGCAAUUGGAGUCGUUGACGACGACGGUGGCGCAGUUGAGACGGGAUGCGCCGGGCCGGGCGGCGAAGGCGUAUGCGGAGCAGUUGAGGAGGGCGUUGAGGGAGGAUGAGGAGGAGGAGAAAUUAGAAGAUUUGGAUGGGGAGGAGAUGAAGGAGGAGGAGGAAGAAGAAGAGCAGAGUGCGGGACAGGAUACGGAGAUGGCUGAUGCGGGGACCACGGGCACAACGGCGACAACGACUCAGACUCAGAGGAAGGGGCCGAUGACGAGGUCACGGGCGAAGUUGGAGGUUUCGUUAGGGACGGAGAAUGAGGCGGAGAGGUGGCGGAGCGGGGAAAUGGCGGAGGUGUAUGAGGAUGCGUUGCGGACGUUGUUGCGGCUUCAGGGUGAAGGGGUAUCUGUGGACACGAGUGGUGAUGGGACGGAUGGGAAUGCGCUUUCUUCGACGCUGGGGAAGGCCGAGAGGGCUGGGCGGGCUGUCGAGGUGGUGGAGAAGAAGGGAGAGAAGAAGAAAUGAGUGUUUGUUUAGGCAUGUCUGCUUAUCACUGCGUUCUUUAUUUCCUCUGCUAUGGGUUUGGGUUGGCGUUUGCAGGGGUCUUGGGAUGAUACC